AUGGCCCCGAAGCAGCCGGAUGAGCUGCACAGCACCAUCGAGGCUGUCAAGAGCCUGGGCCCUUUCCUCGCCGAGAUGGAGCCCGUUCUGGGAUCAAUCCGCCAGAUGUUUGACGUGCUUGAGAGCCGCAGUCAUCAGGUCCCACGACCGCUCAUCAAGCGCUGGUAUGAGUGCAUCCAUGCGGUUCCUGAUCUCAGAGAUCGGGCAGAGCGGUGGCAAAAUACCUUCCGCAAGGACCUGCGUGGCAAGUUCAACAUGAAAAUUGCGGAGAAGGCCAAAUUCCUAGCCGCACAGGUGGAAGAAUGCCGUCUGGUGCUGGAGGAGUAUGCCUGCAAGGCAGAGAUCAUUACGGAAGUUGGUUUUCGGAUAGGCCGCUUGGAAAGCUGGGUAGCGAGCAGUUCUUUUGCUGCCGUCUUGACAUCGGCCUUCCUUGGACGGUACGACUUGAUCAACAUUGGCCGGAGGGGCGGCACAGACAUCGAACUCCUCUGGAGUGUACUCCGUGCUGUGGCAAACGAGUGCGUGCUGCUGCUCACAAUCCUGUGCCAUGAGUUUGGGCACGGCAAUAUGGCGAGAUAUCUGGGUGGCGAGAUUAGCCACAUCUUGCUUUGGGUUUUCGGUGGAAUUUGUUUCCACACCCGACCACGCAAUGACUCAGCAGACAACACAAUUCUCCUGAAAAACGACUUGAUGGUGGUUGCCGCAGGCCCCUCCACGCACUUCGUCCAAGCGCCUCUUUGGGGCCUGGUGCUCUGGCUCCUCUACCUUUGGAUCGAAGCACAGGGCGGCUCAACGGGCUAUCCCUCUGCCUGGGCUGCGUUCACCGACUCUCUGAAUCCACUUGGAGGUGGCGCAUCCUGGUUCUGGGUAGAAUACACCAUCAACCAGUGGAUGGCAUUGCUGUGGAGUGUCGUCGCAAAUGCCAUCUCCCUCAACGUCGCUCUGUUCCUCUUCAAUGUCUUCUUUCCCAUGUACCCCGCCGACGGCGCGAAGCUUCUGGUGACGAGCCUCAUGUUCUUCUGCGGCGUCCCCGCGCGGAAGGCGGCCAUGGUCCUGAUCUGCACCUCCGUUCCCUGCGCCCUCGCCAUGAUCGGCUACACCGUCUACGCUCUGUUUGAGGCGGGCGUGCGUGGGCUCAUGGGUAGCUUGAUGGGCUGGAUGGGUGUGAUGAGUCUGAUGGAGGCUCGGAACAUCUACAAGCUGCGCAAGGCGCGCCAGCUCCACACCCACCCGCUCUUCGAGGUCGCCAAGUCCUGGCGGCGCACGGAGCGCGAUGCAUUCGGCGUGGUUCAUCGGAUUAACCAUUCCGACUUUGAUGACGAGGCACCUCUGACAAGUGGUGGUUGGAGGAACUUUUGCAGCUUGUUUCGACGCUCAGAGCCCACCGAGCAACGGCUGGUCGAGCCAAGUUCACGCAGCAGAUGCAUUUGCUGUCCUUGCUUCGACUUCGUCGGCUCACGCAGCACCGUCGAGGAGCAGGAGAUCGUGCCACCCCAAGCCACGGCAACGGGACAGCAGGCGGCUUUGCGGGCGCAGCGCGACCAGUUUGUGCAGAGGAUGGAACAGCAACGCAUGGAUCAGACGCGAACUGUGCGGGAUCUCACGGCGGAAGAGCGCAGUCCGUCCUCGCGGAUCUGA
Messenger RNA from Symbiodinium necroappetens, 1638 nucleotides. The record is from the annotation of a GenBank genome assembly. NCBI's taxonomy places the organism in Eukaryota, Dinophyceae, Suessiales, Symbiodiniaceae.